Molecule: messenger RNA, 576 nt
Organism: Oldenlandia corymbosa var. corymbosa
Lineage: Eukaryota; Viridiplantae; Streptophyta; Magnoliopsida; Gentianales; Rubiaceae
Source: the annotation of a GenBank genome assembly
AUGGAUGGGACCUCCGGUGGAUCUAAACCCCCCAUUUUUUCAACCGGCAAAAAGGAAGGUGAUCACCCUAAGUAUAAGAAGGGAACUACUGCGUUGGGUUUUGUUUUCAAAGACAGAGUUAUGUUAGCUGUGGAUCACUCAGUGUAUAGCUCAAGCAAAUGGUUGUGGCCUCAGAACGUUGUUGUACUCAAUUCUCACACCCUUGCGACUAUUUCUGGAGGGAGUGAAUACUUACUCACAGAUCUGCAAAAAAAGUGCCAUGAAUAUGAACUCAGGGAGGGGACAAGAGCUUCUGCUGCACAAGCAUCAAAGUGGCUGGCCGACACUCUGUCUUCCAACAGGGAGGAGGGGUUGUCAGUCGGAGUGCUGAUCGCUGGUUGGGAUGGAUUGGGAUUUUUCCUGUAUCAUGUGGACAGUAAGGAGGGAAAAGUGCGUAACGGGUCGGGUUCCAGAUAUGCUUUUGAUUUUCUGAUUGCCGAUGUCAAGUCCUAUUUCAGUAUGACCCUUAGUGAAGCUGUGUUUGUGGCUGAAAAAGGGCUUUGCCUUGCUUCUUAUCGAGCUCCUGAAAGACCGUGA